AUGAAGCUCCCAUCCACCAUCCUUCCCGUUAUCCAACCCUUUCUCUCCCUCCUUCUCUCCCUCCCAUUCCCUCUCCUCCUUCUAACACUCGCCUCCCUUCCCCUGGCUUCCGCACAGCUCGACAAGUACGCCAAACUCGCCGGCCUCUCCUACUUCGGCACAGCCGUCGACAACCCUCGUCUCUCCAACGAGCAGUACAUGUCUGUGCUUCAGGGGUCUGGCGAGUUUGGUUCGCUGACCCCCAUCAAUGCGCAGAAAUGGAAGAAUAUUGAGGAGGUCCAAGGGGUAUUCACUUGGACGGAAGCCGAUGCUGUAGCAAAUACGGCAAAAGCUGGAGUGGGAGGGACAAAGACACUGAGGUGUCAUACCAUGGUUUGGUAUAAGGGGUUGCCUUCUUGGGUUGAGACGACGUAUUCUCGCGCCGACAUGGAAAAGAUCCUCACCGCACACAUCCAGAAUCUGGCGUGGCACUUCAAGGGGCGGUGCUAUGCUUGGGAUGUGGUGAAUGAAGCCAUCGACGACAACGGAGUGUUCAGGCAAAGUCCAAUGUACAAAGCAAUGGGCCUGGACUUCAUCACUUUCUCCUUCAACACCGCGGCCAAAGCCGACCCCAGCGCCAAGCUCUACUACAACGAUUACGCGCUCGAAUCCCCCUCCCUCUCUCCCGGCCCCAAAAUCUCCAUAACCCUCGCCAUGCUCCGCACCGUCAAGGCCCAAGGCGGCACCAUCCACGGCGUCGGCUUCCAAUCCCACCUCAAAGUCGGCCUCGUCCCUUCCCGCGCCGAGAUCGUCAGCACCAUGCAGCAGUUCCUGGAGGCGGUGGAUGAGGUGGCGAUCACGGAGCUGGAUAUCCGACACAGCCCGCUGAAAUUGCCGAGCACGAGGGCGAUGUGGGACGCGCAGGCGCGAGACUAUGGAGAGGUGGUGGGCGCUUGUUUGGAGGUUAAUAAGGGGUAUGGAGGCGGGAGGAAAUGCGUGGGGGUGACGGUGUGGGAUUUCACGGACAAGUAUUCGUGGGUGCCGAGCGAGAUUCCGACGGAGGGGGAGGCGUGCAUGUGGGAUAAUAAUUAUGUGAAGAAGCCGGCAUAUUGGACGGUGUUGAAUUUGUUCAAGGCGUAUGCGGCGGGCGGGUCGAGGAGGCGGGCGGGGAUGGAUGGAGUGGAUGGUGGGAAUGGGACGCUAUCGGAAUGGGCCUCGGAGGCGGCAGCACACCGCGGGCCUGAGGCUCUUCCUGGGAUUGGAAGGGAAGAAGGGACGAAGACGGUUGUAGCGACUACGCUUGCGACGGUGAGGAGAGUUAGGCCGACUGCUAGGCCAAAGGAGUGA
Molecule: messenger RNA, 1326 nt
Organism: Neurospora tetraspora
Lineage: Eukaryota; Fungi; Ascomycota; Sordariomycetes; Sordariales; Sordariaceae
Product: glycoside hydrolase superfamily
Exons: 3
Coding region: 1-1326 (441 amino acids)
Biological process (GO): carbohydrate metabolic process
Molecular function (GO): hydrolase activity, hydrolyzing O-glycosyl compounds
Source: RefSeq, a predicted model, not a curated record